GCUGCCGGGCCGAUCAGUGAAGAAAUCACCGGGGAUAUGGCCGUGCUGAAGUUGCCGGUCUAUACACUCUGAAAAUGCAGAGGGACCUGGGUAGUUUUCCGCUUCCUCCCGCUCUCAGGGCCAAGCUCAUUGCCUGCGGCUUCCAGAGCCCUGAGGACGUGGCCGCAGUGAGAGCGACCGAGCUCAGUAAAGAGGUGGGCAUCUCCAAAGAGGAGGCGUUGGAGGUCUUACAGAUCGUGAGGCGCAAGAGCUGCGGAGAGGAAUCCCAGCAGAAUGCUGGGUUGCCGACUUUUCGGAAAUGCACGGCUCUGGAACUGCUGAGGGAGGAGCACGCUCAGGGCUCCAUAGUCACUUUCAGCUCAGCCCUGGAUGAAAUUCUUGGCGGAGGGGUGCCUGUAGCCAAGGUUACGGAGAUCUGCGGGGCUCCUGGUAUCGGUAAAACCCAGCUAAGUAUCCAACUAGUUGUGGAUGCACAGAUCCCUGAAUGCUUUGGCGGCCAAGGUGGGGAGAGUGUGUUCAUCGACACUGAAGGCAGCUUCAUUGUGGAGCGGGUAGCUGCGGUUGCCCAAGCUGCUGUCCACCACUGUCAUCUCAUCGCCGAGUCUGGUCAGGACGAAGCCCAGCGAGAGGCAGUCGAAGAGUUCUCUGUCUCAAGCAUCCUCUCCCGCAUUUACUACUUCCGUUGCCAUGACUACGUAGAGCUACUGGCUCAGGCUCACCUGCUGGAUGACUUCCUAGCUGAACAUCACAAGGUCCGGAUUGUGGUAAUUGACAGCAUUGCGUUCCCGUUCCGCCACCACCUGGAGGACCUGUCGCUACGGACACGGUUACUGAAUGGACUUGCUCAGCAGCUGAUCACCAUGGCCAACAAGCACAGUGUGGCAGUGGUGCUGACCAACCAGAUGACCACACGAUUUGGAGAAGCCCAGUCCUCGUUGGUGCCUGCCCUCGGUGAAAGCUGGGGUCACGCGGCCACCAUUCGCUUAAUUCUACGCUGGGAAGGCAAGCUGAGGUUUGCUUCCCUCUAUAAAUCGCCGACGCAAAAAGAAGCGACUGUUCCAUUCCAGAUAACCUCACUUGGGUUUCGUGACGUCCAAUCAUUGGAGGCACCUUCAACUUCACCCGCCAACCCACGCAAGCGUCCGCGGACGGAUGACCAGGAUGGGCGUUGAUGAUGUCCACUAGGUACUGCUCCACACGGUGUAGUGGGGACCAAGUGUGGCCGAUGAUGGAUGGUCUUGGAUCCAUUAUCAAGCCGUGACUGCAUCGGGAUUGCAUUGGGGCCUGAAGUGGCAGUCGGCCCCAUGAAUCCAGCUGGACUGGAGAACUGGAAAAAUUCCCUUUCUAUUAGGAACCUGCUCUGGGUUCUUUUUCCCCCACCCCAUCACUGGGUUUUCCUAUCUUGCCCACUGAACUGGAGGAUUGUUGGGUAGAGGCUUGUGAUGGAGGAUUGAUCUUCCUGGUUUUGUGGGCUUGAGACACUCUGGACCUCACUAUCUACCUUCAGAAGCCCAAACCUCUGCGCAUCGCAAGUUCUUGAGUCAAAAGUUUAUUAAAACCUUGCAUCUGCUCAUUGAUCUCCCUUUGUAUUUAAGGUGAUAAUGAUUUUCUCUCUCUCGUUCUGACAUGUUGCAAGUAAAAGUAUUUUGAGGUCAUGGUGGUGUUGGUUUAUCCCUCACUGAUUGCUGCUUUGCUACAUCUGAUAGCAUACUAUUUGAAAUACUACACCAGUGAUCCUGGACCCGCGUAAACAUUUCAAAUCCUUUUAAUCAGAUAAAUGUGAAAGAAACAGCCAUUAUCGGUAUCUGACCAUGAAAAUUACAUAACCUGCAGGUUCCUCAAUGCUAUUUAGGCCAGGAGUUUGUUCUCAGUUGGACUGGGAGCAGAAUUAGGCCAUUUGGUCCAUCGAGUGCUCAGCCAUUUGAUUAUGCCUGAAUAUUUUCCCUCUCAACUUCAUUUUCUUGCUACCUUAAUCUUUGAUGUUCUUACUAAUCAAAAUAUUAAUCUCCACUUUAAAUAUACCCAAUGAUUUGGCCUCCACGGCCAUCUGUGGCAAUGAAUUCCACAGAAUCACCACCCUCUGGCUAAAUAAAUCCUUCUCUACAGGGACAAUCUUCUAUUCUGAGGAUAUACCCUCUGGUUCUAGACUCUGCUACUAUUAGAAACAUCCUUUCCACGUUCACUCUAUUUAGGCUUUUCAAUAUUUGGUCAGUUUCACAAGAUAUCCCCGUCACCCUUUUAAAUGCCUGUAAGUACAGCCCCAGAGCCAUCAAACAGUUCUCAUACAUCAACCCUUUCAUUUGUGGGAUCAUUUUUGUAAAUCUCCUCUCAGCCCUCUCCGAUGCAUCUGUCUAGAGUCAGACCAUUCAAAAUGAAUUCUAACAUUGUAUUUGACUUCUUACUACUAAUCCUUUAGGGAGUCCUGUACUAAGACACCCUGGGCCUUUUGCGCCUGAUUUCUGAAUUUGCACCCCGUUUAGAAAAUAAUUACGCCUUUUUUUCCUUCUGCUGAAUUCCAAAGUGCAAGUCCAUGCGUUUCCCUGCACUCUAUUCCAUCUGCAUUUUCAUUGCCCAUUCUUCCAAUCUGUCCAAGUCCUUCUGCAGACUCCCUGCUUUCUCAACACUAUGGCAGGAGUGGUCACUUAUAUAUAUGACACCGACAGGUAUAUAACAUACUGACAGAACUGCUCUAUGACAGAUGCUAUGAUAUCUUCCAUGUGCCGGGCCCUAACACACCUAGAAAAUGAGGACUCUUAUGUCAGAAUGCUGGUUCUGUGUUUCAGUUCGGCAUUGAACACUAUUGUCCCACAGAACUUGGUGAACAAACUUCUAUUCCUUGGUGCAGGAGCCUGAAAACACACUCAGUGUUUUAGAAACAGCUUUUUCCCCCUCUGCUAUUGGAUUUCUGAACGGGCAAUGAACCUGUUAACAUUAGCUCAUUAAUUUUCUCUUUUUUGCACUUUUUAAUAUACUGUAUAUUCUUACUGUAAUUUCUGGUAAUGUUUAUGUAUUACACUACACUGCUGCCACAGAACAACAAAUUUCAUGACCUGUGCCAGUGAUAAUAAGCCUGAUACUGAUUUUGGUUCUUGCCUUUCACCUUAGUUUGCUUUAAACUAGCCCUCUUGUGUAAGACUUCUUGUAAAAGGUUUCUGAGGCACUACAUAAAUGCAAUUCCUUCCCACUGCAGCCAGUGACAGUUCUUGUGUAUAAUCAGUUCUUUCUACCAUCAGGGAGGAGGUGUAGGAUACUGAAAACACAGCACUUAAUGUUUUAGGAACAACUUCUUCCCCUCUGCCAUUAGAUUUCUUAACAGUCCCUGAACCCAUUAACAUUAGCUCAUUAUUCUUCUAAAAUAAUGAAUGUGUGUGUGUGUGUGUGUAUAAAAGCAUUGUAAAAGUCUAUUUCAUCUUCUCUAUUCCCUGUCUGGCCACAACAUUGUUUAUAUGUCUAGACUUGCUUUUGCUCUUUUCAGACAUUCUAUCUGACCACUUUAAGGUGUUCACAACAUCUUAUCCCCCAGCAAGCAGUCAAAAUAAAGUGCUGAGAAUAUGUUCUUGCUUUUGACAGUACCUUUUACUACUCCAGGGUAGUCUGAAGUGUUUUGCAACCAUUGAUGUGCCACUGCAGUGUUGUAGGAAAUAUUCAUGUACACAAGCUCCCACAAACAGUACACACAAAAUGCUGGAGGAACUCAACAGGCCAGGCAGCAUCUAUGGAAAAGAAUAUGGUCGACGUUUUGGGUUGAAACCCUUUGGCAGAACUGGAUAAAAAAGCUGAGGAGUAGAUUUAAAAGGUGGGGAGAGGGGAGAGAGAAACACAAGGUGAUAGGUGAAACCUGGAGGGGGAGGAUGAAGUAAAGAGCUGGGAAGAUUUUUGUUGAAAGGGACAGAAAGCCAUGGAAGAAAGAAAAGAAGGGAGGAGCACCAGAAAGGGGCGAUGAGCGGGCAAGGAGAUAAGGUGAGAGGGAAAAGGGGAUCGGAAAUGGUGAAGGUGGGGGCAUUACUGCAAGUUUGAGAAAUCGAUGUUCAUGCCAUUGGGUUGGAGGCUGCCCAAACUGAAUAUAAGGUGUUGUUCUUCCAACUUAAGUGUGGCCUCAUCAUGACAGUGAAGGAGGCCAUGGAUGGACAUAUCGGAAUGGGAAGUGCAAUUUAAAUGGGUGACCACUGGGAGAUCCUGCUUUUUCUGAUGGACGGAGUGUAGGUGCUCGGCGAAGCUGUCUCCCAACGUACAUCGGGUCUCACUGAUAUACAGGAGGCCACACCGGGAGCACCAAACACAGUAUAUGACCCCAACAGACUCACAUGUGAAGUGUCACCUCAUCUGGAAGGACUGUUUAGGGCUCUGAAUGGUAGUGAGGGAGGAGGUGUAGCACUUGUUCUGCCUGCAAGGAUAAGUGCCUGGAGGGAGAGAUCAGUGGGGAGGGGCGAAUGGA
Molecule: messenger RNA, 4435 nt
Organism: Mobula hypostoma (lesser devil ray)
Lineage: Eukaryota; Metazoa; Chordata; Chondrichthyes; Myliobatiformes; Myliobatidae
Gene: rad51c
Product: RAD51 paralog C
Exons: 9
Coding region: 75-1172 (365 amino acids)
Biological process (GO): DNA repair; meiotic DNA recombinase assembly; reciprocal meiotic recombination
Cellular component (GO): Rad51B-Rad51C-Rad51D-XRCC2 complex; replication fork; Rad51C-XRCC3 complex
Molecular function (GO): crossover junction DNA endonuclease activity; four-way junction DNA binding; ATP binding
Source: RefSeq, a predicted model, not a curated record